This is a messenger RNA of Limulus polyphemus (Atlantic horseshoe crab), 568 nucleotides long. RefSeq names its product cAMP-dependent protein kinase regulatory subunit-like. Lineage: Eukaryota; Metazoa; Arthropoda; Merostomata; Xiphosura; Limulidae. The transcript has 4 exons. The annotation marks the transcript as partial. The record is from RefSeq and is a predicted model, not a curated record.
UACUGUUUAGACAGUACCCUAUGUGUACCUGUAAAAAAUGGCGACCAACACCGAAGAAGAACAGACGCUGAGGGAUUGCGAAGUAUAUGUUCAAAAAAAUAAUAUUCAACAACUUCUUAAGGACUGUAUUGUUCAACUUUGCGUUAGUCGUCCGGAGAAUCCUGUAUCAUUUUUGAGAGGCUAUUUUCAGAGGCUUGAACGGGAGGCAGCAAACAAAGCAAGUCAGCAAAAACCAACCACUCCUUGUGAUGAAAAAGAAGACGAACUCUCUCCAAUGCCUAAUAUAGCUCCACCACAGCGAGGUCGACGAGGGGCCGUUAGUGCUGAAACUUACUCAGAAGAAGAUGCAACUACCUAUGAGAAGAAGGUUGUUCCCAAAGACUACAAGACCAUGGCAGCUCUCUCUAAAGCUAUUCAUCAGAAUGUUUUGUUUGCUCACUUAGAUGACAAUGAACUUAGUGACAUCUUUGAUGCCAUGUUUCCUGUGGUCCAUAAUGCUUCAGAAGUCAUAAUUCACCAAGGAGAUGAAGGAGACAAUUUUUAUGUUAUUGAUCAAGGAGAAGUUGAG